AUGAUCCCUUUGCGAGCGUGCAGCAGCUACGACAGCCGCCAUGUGCAACUCUGGGAGACCGAGAUGUACUUCAACCUCCACCCGGCCAUACUGGGAGUGUUGCUGCUGUUCGCCUCGGCGGCCAUUUGGAGCAACGGAAUCGCCGUGGCACCCGGCGAGUUACAGCCACCUGUACAAGGAGCAGCGCCGCCUCACUGGCUGUCGGAGGUCGGCGACAGCUUGAAGCGAGGGUUCACGCGAAAGCGCACAGAGCGGCGGGAUGAACACGGAGCGUACGUGAUGGGCGCCUACGCCGACGUCCGCGUGUCACCACCGGUCGUUCGGUUCCUGGUGGUGGCGAACGGGGAAGAGAAGAGGCGCCACUUCCCGCCCUUCGAAUGCCGCUUCACAUUCAGCAAUUCAACAGACUCCCCAGAUUCGGAAGCUCCAGUGCGUGCCUCGUGGUCGCCCAUCGGACACCAAGGUGGCUUCGAACCGUUGCUCGUCACCUGCCCCACUCGCAGGAACGAUUCGUUGCCGCGCCUGGUGUCUCUAACGUACAUGGGCGCUGACAGCAACGGGUGGCUCCUGCCUCGCAAGGUGGAGCGAGUCCCGAAGCGACCUGGCACCUUUGCGCUGUGCGUCACGGUCGGAGACCAGGGCGAACCCGACCCCAGGACACUCGCCGAGUUUUUCGCCUUCUACGACGUGCUCGGCGCCUCACGAUACGUCUUCUACAUAAGAAGUCCCGGCGCCGGCCUCGACUACCUCUCGGCGCUGCAGCGAAAGUACGGGGAGACCACGUCUACCAAGGACAGGCUGCGCGUGCAUCUGGACGCGGUGCAAGACGACGACGAAGCCGUGACGAGUUGUGUCUACGACCUCAUGACGUCUCCCUUCGAGUACGCGCUCGCGGUCACACCUCGGGAUUUCGUGGUUCCUCGGCGGGACGCCACGAUGAAGGAGUUCAUCCAGCGCAGCCAACACGCCGGAGCCAUGACAUUCCUCAGGUACACCUUCGUCGGUCCCCGUCCUGUGCCUGGCGUCAACGAGUCAUCUUUGAUCAGCCAGUCGAAGGUACUGAGGUCGGCUCACGCGGACCCGCCCGGUAUGACGUCGCGCGCUCUCGUCAGGGUUGCAGACGUGGUGCAGAUGAGCGCGCGCGGAGGGUUCAGCUUGCUGCCGUCUUCGAGCGCGCGUGUUAUGGACCCGCGGCAUGCUAGCGUGUGCAGCUACGUCGAAGACUCCGAGGCUGCGCCGGAGGAGGCGCUCGCGUACGACGACUACAUGCUCGGUUACGGUGACUUCAUGCGCCGUUCUGUGGCUUGGCGACUGCAUACCGAGAGACUUGGUGCCUGA
This is a messenger RNA of Rhipicephalus sanguineus (brown dog tick), 1338 nucleotides long. RefSeq lists its product as uncharacterized. The record is from RefSeq and is a predicted model, not a curated record. The transcript has 2 exons. Bases 1 to 1338 code for a protein of 445 amino acids. NCBI's taxonomy places the organism in Eukaryota, Metazoa, Arthropoda, Arachnida, Ixodida, Ixodidae.